CCCGGUACCGUCAGUCUCGCGCACGACUUCGAGGUGGGUGAACGUGUCGUUCUUGAACUGUCACUUUGAUUUUUCGACGGGUAAAAAAAUCGAUCGUAUUAGGGUAAUUUCGCCGACGCCCCCCUCUUCCCCUCUCGUCUACAUACCCAUUAUAAACGUUUAUACGAGAAAUUUGAUUAAUCGACAAGUAUCGAUAAAUAUAACCAUAAAUCUUUCGUGAUACAUGAUUAACGCGAUAUAUACACGCGAAUUUGAGUGUGCGUAUUAUUAGUGAAUACAUUUUAGUUUAUUUUCUUUUCUUCUUCUUCUUCUUCUUCUUCUUCUUCUUCUUCUGUGUUCAUUGUUUAAAUCGAUCGUUUGGAGCAUAGUAUUUUCGAUUGAAUUUAUUAUGUUACUACCGAACGCAUGUGCAAUCGUCACAUUAUUUUGACCGAAGGAGAAUUCGUGCACGAGAACGGAACGAAAGCUGCAAAAUGUUACCACAGACUCCUGACAUCAUUCCCACCACUCUUAAUCAGCAAAAAUGCGUCAAAGCACGUGCAUUGUACGACAACAUAGCUGAAGCACCGGACGAGUUGGCUUUUAGAAAAGGUGAUGUUCUCACUGUGUUGGAACAGAACACUGCUGGUCUCGAAGGCUGGUGGUUGUGCGUUCUACGUGGCAGACAGGGAAUUUGUCCAGGAAAUCGAUUAAGAAUUUUGGCUGGGCAAUAUGAUACUGGAGGUUGUUUGCUAGGUAGCAGAGCUGAUUUGAAUAUUUCCGAAGACGGUCUACAGAGGCACGGAAAACGCCGUAGCUGGCACGUACAACCAAAUAGGGUCGUGACACCACAAAAGUGUGGCGACGUGUACCUGUACGAUUUACCAGCGAGUCGCGGAAGUCCUGCACCACCAUCCAGACACGAUUCACCCCUCAAUUCGAACAACGAACAUUUGCACAAUACGGGACGAUACAUGACAAGCGCCAGAAGUUCAGUUGACAACGGUGGCGAUGUGACAGAUUGUUACGACGUUCCACCUCGAGCAAUUCCUGUAAUUCCUUCCCCAGCAAGUAGUCCAAGUCCUGCACCAUCUUGCUAUGAUAUUCCAAGGCCACCGACAUCUUGUACUCCAAAUUCUAAUUGUUCUGGUGGCUCUGGCAUCACGCCUUUAGAUUGUUACGACGUACCAAGACCAUUGCAACCAUUAACACCGAGUAGUUCGGCAUCCAGUUUAACCAACGAUGGAUCGCUCAGUGGAUCCAAUAGGUCGAGUCUCGCCGCUCCAGACUAUGACGUGCCACGGCCACGUCUUCCAGCAUCGUCGUUACCAUCGCGGCACAACACACCGAUCCCUAAAACGCCAACGCCACCGCCACCUCCGAUGCAAACGCAGCAAAUUUACGACGUACCGAUGAACAAGGAACUUCCAUUGGAAUUAGACGCAGCAUUGGAAGGUCUUCAGAGGUUGCAAAGCGAAGCUUCCUCAGCGAUAGCAAGGUUAUUGGGUUUUGUUAGUCCAGGUUGGAGAACGCCUCAACGAUUGGAUGCCACAUUGAUGGAUUUGAGGCUAGCAGCUUUGAGAUUGAGAACAUCUUUACAUGAUCUCGCUGAAUUUGCCGAAGGUACCCUCGGUAACGCGGCAAAAGCGCCUGACAAGGGGCUAGCAACGAAAUUACGACCACUGGUUAAGGCACUUCGUGACUCCGACAAACUCGUGCAGGAAGCCGCCACCGAAUUGGAUACGAUGGAAUGGGACGCGGGUAAACUCUGUCGCGGUGGUGGUGACACGCCGACACCUACGAAUGGGCCACCACCACCUUCUCUUUUGCCAACGGUUCAACCGGAUCCACUCGAUCAGCUGAUCGCGUGCGCACGAGCACUCACGGAAGACGUUCGUCAGGUUGCCAGUUUCAUUCAGGGAAACUCCACGUUAUUGUUCAAACGAUCCUCUAUCAUCUCAACGGGCAGCAGCAACAACAGCGGUGCUGGGGAAGACUACGAUUACGUUAAUCUCGAUUCGAGAGAGGUCGUGGCAAAACAACGGGAAGAAUUGAGGGCAUCUUUACCGCAAGAACUUCGUAGCAGUUACGAUUUACUCGUAUCCGAGGCGGACAAUGCGGCCAUUCAAAUGCCACCCACGACACCGACGCCCAUGGAUCCCAACGACAAACAAUUGUUGGCAUUCUACGCUGCUCAGGUGAUCACGCACGGUGCACACCUCACUCACGCCAUUGACGCCUUCUUGCAAACGGUUGAACAUAAUCAACCACCCAAGGUAUUUCUGGCUCAUGGCAAAUUCGUCGUCCUUAGUGCUCAUCGGCUCGUUCACAUAGGUGACACAGUACACAGGAAUGUUACAAGAAACGACGUUAGAACGCGAGUACUUCAAUGUGCGAAUGCUUUGAACGAAGCUCUAGCACAAACCGUAUCAAAAACGAAACAGGCGGCACAAUUCUUUCCUAGCGUGACUGCUGUUCAAGAGAUGGUCGAUAGCGUAGUUGACGUUUCUCACUUGGCCAAAGAUCUCAAAGUUGCCAUGAUACAUGCUGCACAGCAGCCAUGAAUUUAUUCUUCUUUCCAAAAUGAAUAAUUGGAUAAUGAAAGCAAAAAAAUCAAUGUCUUCUAACACAACAUUUUGUAGUAACUCGAAGAUAUUUGGAAGGAUGUCAAAUGUUUUCCUAGGAUAGUAACUAUUCUGAAUUUUGACGAUUAAACAAGAAUAAGAUUAUAAUCAUCCUUGAGACGUGUCCUUUUUCGAAUGAACAGAUAAUAAUGAUGAAGAAAAUAUUCUCAAAACUUGAACGUGUCUCCCUUUGUUCUCUUUUCAAAGAUAAGAACAAAAUCUUUUUAGGCCUAUGAUUUACAGGUUUAGCACAGUAGGAUUGGAAGGGAGACUAAUUAAAAAAAAGAAAAAGAAACCAAAAAAAAAAUACCAACAAAAAAUUACAAAAAAAAAAAAGAAAAAAAAAGGAAUUUAUAUAAAUGUAUUUGAGAAUUAAAAGUAUUGUUAGGUAUUUUCUAGAGAAAACGUAAACGUGUCAUUCAUUUUUCGAGUAGAUGCGAAAUCCGUACGUCGAUUUAAUCAAAAUUUUCUCUUUCCGUGCUAAUAACGAAAGAGAGAGAAAGAGAAAGAGAAAGAGAAAGAGAAAGAGAGAGAGAGCUGCGUCCGGAACCAAUUGUAAUUUGCUAAAAAUGAUUACCUGCCAUAUUAAUAUCGAAACAACAACUGCCUUUGAACAUUUCUGAAACAAUUUUGAUGAACGACAAAACAAAUUUACACGAGUUAUAAUAAUAUUAAUAGUAAUAAGAAUA
Molecule: messenger RNA, 3292 nt
Organism: Polistes dominula (European paper wasp)
Lineage: Eukaryota; Metazoa; Arthropoda; Insecta; Hymenoptera; Vespidae
Gene: p130CAS
Product: Serine_rich_CAS and FAT-like_CAS_C domain-containing protein p130CAS
Biological process (GO): cell migration; cell surface receptor protein tyrosine kinase signaling pathway
Cellular component (GO): plasma membrane; cytoplasm
Molecular function (GO): protein binding
Source: RefSeq, a predicted model, not a curated record